Messenger RNA from Geosmithia morbida, 708 nucleotides. Its product is annotated as uracil phosphoribosyltransferase. The transcript has 2 exons. The record is from RefSeq and is a predicted model, not a curated record. Bases 1 to 708 code for a protein of 235 amino acids. NCBI's taxonomy places the organism in Eukaryota, Fungi, Ascomycota, Sordariomycetes, Hypocreales, Bionectriaceae.
AUGCCGUCACUCCCGCCCAACGUCAACGUCUCAACCCACCCGAGCAUCCAGGCCAAGCUCAGUCAGCUCCGGUCCCAAUCAACCACAGCGCGCGAUGUCAAGACCCUGAUCCACGAGAUCACUCUCCUCCUGUCAUCCGAGUCUCUGGCCAGGGCUCUCUCCCCCACACAAGGGCCAAAGGACAAGACCCCCCUCGGGUUCGAAUAUACCACCACCACCGUCUCCCCUGGAACGAUAUCCAUCGUACCCAUUCUACGAUCCGGUCUAGCCAUGGUAGAGGGCGUCCAGACAAUCCUCCCCUCUCCAGUACCAGUUCAUCACCUAGGAAUGUAUCGUGAGACCACGACCCUCCAACCGGUAGAAUAUUACAACAACCUGCCCCAGCAUGCGGUCACCUCCAGAAGCGGUAGCGCCGACGGCGACGACGCCCAGGGUCCCAGCGCCUUGGCCAUCAUCGUCGACCCCAUCAUCGCGACGGGGAACACAUGCGCUGCCGCCGUCGCCACCCUGCGCGAGUGGGGCGCCGAGCGUAUCGUUGUGCUCAGCGUGCUGGGUGCGCACGAGGGUAUCAUCCGUGUCGCCGAGGAGUGGUCUGACGGGACGGAGAUCUGGGUCGCCGGCGUGGACGGGGAGAUUACGCCCGAGGGGAUGCUGAAGCCUGGACUUGGUGAUGUCGGCGACAGGUUGUUUCUGACGCUGGGGAAGUAG